AACGCACCAGCACCUGAGAGCAGAGGCGAGACGGCAGCUGAUAUACGUGGUAGCAGCUGAUAUACGUGCUAGUACCUGAGAUACGUGCUAGCGCCUGACAAAUGUGUUAGACGAGAAACGAGCAGGAGUAACAUGAACGUCUUAGCGAUAAUCUGCGGAGGACUGCUGCUGAGUUCUAUGAUCACAGCAGAAGACUACGGCCGGGGGCAGAGCGCCCGCAGCGGCCACCACGGCAGAGAGCACCACUACGACGACGACAGCGGCAAGUACGACCACAAGGGCACGCACCACAACACGGACCGCGGGGAGCACCGCGGCAGCAUGGGCGAGCGCGAACGCUUCGGCAGUUACAACAUGGACGAAGGUCACGGUCUGUUCAACUUCAACAAGGGUCACGGCCGCUACUACUUCAAGAAUCUGCACGACGACAAGGGAGGACGCGAGCACGACACGGACAAAGGCAGUAAGUACGACCACAGCGCGAAAGGGCAGGACAACGACCAGGGCGAGUAUCGCGAUAAGGACGACUAUACGCAGCAUCACGCCGAAGACGUCGCUGAAGACGACGGCGACCAGUACGGAACUCCCGCCUACAGCGCCACUUCACGGUCGGCUCACGGCGGAUACGGAGACGAUUCCGUCGGGUACGGGGAUCCUGCGUAUAGCGGCGUCGGCCGAGGGUCGAGGGACCCGCACGAGGGUAGGUUUGCAGGGCCCAGAAGAAACUCGUACGGGUACAGACAAAACAAUCGCGAUAGCCAUGGUGGUUAUGAUGACUCUAAACCUAGCAGCCAUAGUGGUUAUGAAGACCCUAAACCUAGCAGCCAUGGUGGUUAUGAAGACCCUAAACCUAGCAGCCAUGGUGGUUAUGAAGACCCUAAACCUAGCAGCCAUAGUGGUUAUGAAGACCCCAAACCUAGCAGCCAUGAUGGUUAUGAAGACCCUAAACCCAGCAGCUAUGGUGGUUAUGAAGACCCUAAACCCAGCAGCUAUGGUGGUUAUGAAGACCCUAAACCUAGCAGCCAUAAUGGUUAUGAAGACCCUAAACCCAGCAGCCAUCGUGGUUAUGAAGACCCUAAACCCAGCAGCUAUAGUGGCUAUGAAGACCCAAAACCCAGCAGCCAUCGUGGUUAUGAAGACUCUAAACCCAGCAGCCAUGGUGGUUAUGAAGACCCUAAACCCAGCAGCUAUGGUGGUUAUGAAGACCCUAAACCCAGCAGCCAUCGUGGCUAUGAAGACCCUAAACCCAACAGCUAUGGUGGCUAUGAAGACCCUAAACAUAUUAGCUACGGAAGUUUUGAUGAUCCUAAACCUACUAGCUAUGGUGGCUAUGAAGACCCUAAACCCAGCAGCCAUGGUGGCUAUGAAGACCCUAAGCCUAGCAGCUAUGGUGGCUAUGAAGACCCUAAACCCAACAGCUAUGGUGGCUAUGAAGACCCUAAACAUAUUAGCUACGGAAGUUUUGAUGAUCCUAAACCUACUAGCUAUGGUGGCUAUGAAGACCCUAAACCCAACAGCUAUGGUGGCUAUGAAGACCCUAAACCCAGCAGCUAUGGUGGCUAUGAAGACCCUAAACCCAGCAGCUAUGGUGGCUAUGAAGACCCUAAACCCAGCAGCUAUGGUGGCUAUGAAGACCCUAAACAUACUAGCUACGGAAGUUUUGAUGAUCCUAAACUUACUAGCUAUGGUGGCUAUGAAGACCCUAAAUCUAGCAGUUAUGGUGGUUACCAUGAUCCUACACCCACAACCCAUGGCAGUUAUGGUGGUGCUAAACUCAUCAGCUAUGAUCCCUAUGAACAAAAACCCAGUAGCUAUGAUCCUUAUGAACAAAAACCUAGUAGAUAUGAUCCCCAUGAACAAAAACCCAGUAGCUAUAAUACUUAUGAUGAACAUACGCCUAGUAGCUAUGACCCGUAUGAAGAUUUGAAGCCUAGCAUUCAGCUGCCAAGUCUACCUUCCCACGAUCGCAGUCACACCCGCUCACGCACACUCACGCACGCGCCUCGCACCACCUACCCGGACUACGGCGGCGACAGCGCCACCUAUCGCAGAAAUCAGGAACGAGACAGAGCCAGCCGUCGUCAUCCGACGGCAUACGUCGCCUUUCCGAGAGAAGCGCGCCUCAGCGACCAAUCACGAGCCGCCGCCAGAAACCGCAGCGCGUCGAGGUCUCCCAGUCACACGAUGCUGCCACCUGUCGGCGGGAAUCGUAACGAACGGAGCCGUGAGCGCGGCGGUCGGCCCGUGGAGACGGGGAGAAUCAAGGCGAGCAGCGAGGCCAGGCUGGACCUCGCCUAUAAGAUCUCGGAGCCGGUCGGCAGACGACAGAGAACCGGCGGACGUAUCGACUCGUCGGCUCGCGUCCGGCUGGGAGACGGUACCGUCGCCGGCCGUGCCAUAUCCGUGCCCGUGCCUCCAAGGUCGUCGGCGGCUGCGGCGUCAAGGUCAUCAUCAUCGUCGGCGGGGUCAAGGUCGCCGGGGUUACUGGCGAGACGUGCUUACAACCCGUACGGCGGGCAGUGAGGCGAUGUUGCCGUGUAGUGAAUGUAGCUGACAGAUCUCUCUCUCUCUCUUUCUUUCUUUCUUUUCUUCUCUCUCUUUCUCUUUCUUUCCUCCUUUCUUUCUCUCCUUU
Priapulus caudatus is the source of this 2632-nucleotide messenger RNA. Its product is annotated as adhesive plaque matrix protein-like. NCBI's taxonomy places the organism in Eukaryota, Metazoa, Priapulida, Priapulimorpha, Priapulimorphida, Priapulidae. The record is from RefSeq and is a predicted model, not a curated record. The coding region runs from base 133 to 2523 and encodes 796 amino acids. The transcript is spliced from 2 exons.